Seminavis robusta is the source of this 2523-nucleotide messenger RNA. The record is from the annotation of a GenBank genome assembly. Lineage: Eukaryota; Bacillariophyta; Bacillariophyceae; Naviculales; Naviculaceae.
AUGAGCGACAGCGACGGAAAUAACAAUGAAGCUGUGGCGAUGGAAGUUGGCAACCCAAAAGAGGCAGCAAGAGAAACCAACAGUAUCACCACCAACAGUUUGAGCGAGAGCAGCAAAGCCAGUAGCAGCCUUUGCAUGAGCGACGGCAACGGAAAUAACAAUGAAGCUGUGGCGAUGGAAGUUGGCAACCCAAAAGAGGCAGCAAGAGAAACCAACAGUAUCACCACCAACAGUUUGAGCGAGAGCAGAAAAACCAGUAGCACUGGUGCUGAACAGAACAGUGGCCAUGACAUCUGCAGCAGCCUCAACCAAGAUGACGCAACCGCAUCCAGAGACAACUGUAACCAAACAAGCAAGCCCAACAACCACAACAACACAAUAACCGACAGCCCCAAAGCCUCCGGAGACAUGGAUGACACAACUUUGGGGGACUCCAAGGAUAUCUGUGGCAGCAAAUCAAGUGGGAGCCCCCAUGCUACUACCAACAGAAGCAAUUCCAAGUCUGGCAAUGACAACCCAACAAAGAAAGUCCCCAAGUAUAAGGUGAUUGCAAGUGUGGUGAGCCCAAAGGAGGGAUCAGGGGAAGCCAAUAGCACUACUUUUAGCAGCCUUUGCAUGAGUGACAGCGAUGGCAGCAACCAUGGCUAUAUGGAAUGCAAUAAUGAUGACACGAUGAAAGCAAUGGUGGAAAACAGCAAAGGCAAUAACAUUGUCAGCACCCUGGGACACUCCAACAAGGAUGGUACCGGUAACCAAACUGAAACACACAUGGAUGCAACGAGCACCGCUAGCAGCAGUUCACACCAAGCCUACACCAAGGAUUCUAGGGAUUCCAUCAACACUGACACCAUGCCCAUCUCCAUCAGUGGUUCCAAAAGCAACAGCACGGAUUCUAACACGAAGCACAACAGCCAAACCAAUCUUCGCACUGCUGCUACUGUCAUUACGCCCAAUCAAGGCGGGCGGCCACAGAGCACCAACACUGAUAGCAACCCUCGGGCACAUGACAGAAGCAGCUGCAGAGACUGCAGCCCCAACAGCAGCAAGGACAAUCAGACAACCACCACCGCUAGUCCUCACGCCCCUCAAGGAACCAUCCAGGACCAUGAGAGCAACAAAGCUUGUCUUACCACUGGCCCGACUUGCAAUGACACCGACACCAACACCAACGACACUGCCACUGCCUACAUCAGCAGCAAAGAUGAUUGCCAAAGUGACAAGCUCACUACCACCGAAGGAGCCAACCAGGACUAUGAUGGCAACAAAGCUUGCAUUGCCAGCAACGAAACUGCUAAGGUUAACGGCUCUGGCUCAACUGACAGCUUGAAGGGUCCCACCAACAACCUUCUUACCCCUUCUGGCAGUACUUGCGCAGGAGAAUCCAACAUUGACCACAACCUCUGCAAGGACAAUCACACAGCCAGCAACAGUUGUCCUCACACCACGACCACCGAAGGAGCCAACCAGGACUAUGAUGGCCACAAAGCUUGCAUUGCCAGCAACGAAACUGCUAAGGUCAACGGCUCUGACUCAACUGGCAGCUUGAAGGGUUCCACCAACAACAUGAGUACCCCUUCUGUCAGUACUUGCACAGGAGAAUCCAACAUUGACCACAGCCUCUGCAAGGACAAUCACACAGCCAGCAACAGUAGUCCUCACACCACGACCACCGAAGUAGCCAACCAGGACUAUGAUGGCAACAAAGCUUGCAUUGCCAGCAAUGAAACUGCUAACGACAACGGUUCUGGCUCAACUGACAGCUUGAAGGAUCCCACCAACAGCAUGAGCACCCCUUCUGGCAGUACUUGCGCAGGAGAAUCCAUCAUUGACCACAGCCCUGAAGAGCUAGAUGUCACGACAACAGCCGUGGCAAACCAGCACAACAAAGGCGGCACUCUCACAUCCAUCACCUCCACUGGCAGCCAUGCCCAUGCCCACACCCACCAAUCUGCUAUUGGAAAGAAACGGAAGCCGGGGCAGUCUGCUGGGAAUUGUUCUAAGAAGGCCAAGAAGGCUAAGAAGCCAAAGGAGAAACAGAGAAACAAGGAAAACUGCGGUGUCACAGUGAUCGAGGGAAGGUACAAGCGAAUUUUCAGAAAGAAAAGAAGCUGGGGCCGCCUGGUGGUCAGGCCAGGGUUCAAGUUCACAAACGUGCCAACAAAAAAGGCAAGCUGCGGUGGCCGUGUCACCGUGGUCAAAAAAAGCAGAUUCCGCGGAAAAACAAAUGUGAACUGGCCAAGAUUGAGAACAAGCUGGGUUGGCCAACCAAGAAAGGUUCUGAGAAGGACAAAGCAAUGCAAGGGAGCUGGUAUUGGAGGCAGCCAGGAAAAGGAAAAGGAUGCCGGGAAAGGAAGCGAGAGGAAGAAGAAACGAGCAAAGGGGCGGCAACAGACGAAGGCAGAGAACAGAAAAGAGAAAGGAACUGAGAAGAAGAUGAAGAAGAAAAGAGCAAGUGGGCGGAGCGACUUGCAGAAGCAAUCCCAGGAAGAGCAGGCAGCAGAGCAUCCGCGACUUUGUAUUUAG